AUGUUGCCAUCGAGUACCUCCGUCACAGCGUCGUUUCGUCCGCCGAACCACACAUCAGCCAUUGUGCAACAACGGUCAUCGGUCCUGGCUGCUCGCAUAGCCUCAAAGAAAGCUGAGCUUGAGAACUUGAGGAAACUUCGAGACAUGAGCGGUGUAUUGGCGGCACAGAUGGAAGCUCUUGAGGUCAAGAUCGGGACUCUUAAGGACGGGACCGAAGCUGUUGCGUGUGUUCUUGCGAACUGGGAUAAUGUUUUGCGCGCGAUCAGUAUGGCCUCCGUAAAUCCUGCCGGCCUUGGGGCCACGAGCAAAAGCGUGCCUAAUAACUCGCAACUACCCGCAACCCUUGUGCGGGUUCCCUUCGAAAAUCAUCGUACAUCAGGUGACCCGUGA
Aspergillus saccharolyticus JOP 1030-1 is the source of this 390-nucleotide messenger RNA. RefSeq names its product DASH complex subunit DAD2. The record is from RefSeq and is a predicted model, not a curated record. Bases 1 to 390 code for a protein of 129 amino acids. NCBI's taxonomy places the organism in Eukaryota, Fungi, Ascomycota, Eurotiomycetes, Eurotiales, Aspergillaceae. Gene Ontology annotation, cellular component: mitotic spindle; DASH complex; mitotic spindle midzone. The transcript has 3 exons. Gene Ontology annotation, biological process: mitotic cell cycle; attachment of spindle microtubules to kinetochore.